This is a messenger RNA of Porites lobata, 4023 nucleotides long. The record is from the annotation of a GenBank genome assembly. Lineage: Eukaryota; Metazoa; Cnidaria; Anthozoa; Scleractinia; Poritidae.
GGAACCAACUGGCAAACAAUUACUUUUACAGAUGGAAUGUAUUCCUACUCAGAUAUCAAUGAUUACAUUCAUCAAUAUAUGUCUCAAAAGUCUCAUCACUCAACAGAUUCAAGUGGAAAAAAGACUUAUUCAAUCAAUCUAACUUUUAUACUAUCUACCUAUAGAGUGUUAGUAUCACUUGAAGGUGAUUAUCAACUUGAUCUGAGAGGAACAGAAUUUGGAGACCUGAUUGGAUUUGAAAAGAAACUUAUUACAAAAACAGAGUAUGGAUCAAAACUACCAAAUAUCACAAAUUCGAUUGAUGUGUUAAAUAUCAACACAACCGCAAUAACUAAUAGCAUUGUAAAUGGAUUAAAUACAAAUAAUCUUGCUGUGAUACCAACCGAUAAUCUUACAAGGUCUUAUCCAUUUACUUUCGAACCUAAAAGAACAUUGUAUUGUCCUUUAUCAGCGUUUAACAUUGAUGAAAUGAGAAUCUAUGUUACAGACUCACUUGGAAGACCUGUAAAUUUUAAUGGUAUUGAUUGGUUUAUGACUUUGAUACUUCACUCGAUGUAAGCGUGGGAACCUACGGUUCCCCCUGCUCCCCCCUCCCUUGGAUAAGAUAAUAAUCAUUUUGUAUAACUAUUAAAAUAAAAUGAUGCGACAAUCAGAGUUUAAAAAGAAACUUGACCCUGAAUUGGGUAGAUAUACAAGACAACAUAUUUAUGAAGAAGGAAUAACAGAUGUGCUUAAAUCUGUUGGAUCAAAAAUAUUUGGAAAGACAAUGAAAAAAACAGUCAAAUCAGCCGCUAAAAAAGGCGUUGAAAAAGCACUAACAUCAGCCGCAACAAAAACCGGUGAACAUGUUGGCAAAAAGGCCGGUGAUAAAAUAGUGCAAAUGUUAUCAAAAGGGAGGGUUGAACCCCCCAGAAACCCCCCUUCUAAAAAAGUUACUUUUAAAACAACUCCAAACGGGUGGUACCCCCGAAACCCCCGUGCAAAAAAAAUGACUCAACAAGAAAUAAAUCAAAGAGUGAAUUCUAUUCUUAGUGGUGGAAAAAUUAUAUAAUUAUUAAAAUAAAAUGAAGUCCUUUAAAAAUCCAGAAUAUUUAGAAAGAUAUGAAGAUGUUGUUUUUGACCUUGAACAGGCUUUAGCAACACCUGGAAAUGGUGCUCACCAAACUAAAACAGGUCAUAGAUUUGUUGCUGAUAAUACAGGUGAGGCUACUCCAUUUGAUUGGUAUAACGCGCGAUUAUCAGUAGAUUUAAAAGUUAAUCAGCUUGCUGCUGGAGCUAAUAUAGAUGCAGAUGGACACCAAAUGGGAAUAGUAAAUGGUAGUUCCAGUCUCAUAGAAAAGUUAACAAUACUUGCAAAUGGUAGAGAUGUUUAUAGUUGCAACUAUGCUAAUCAUGUAGUAAAUAUUAAAAAUUUACUUGAGUAUAAUCCUUCCUAUGUUGAUAGUGUAGCUACAAAUGAAUUUUACUAUCUUGAUACAACAAGACACGCUGAAAGAAUAGAAUUUACUAUAAAUAACACAAGCGUCACUGGAGGAGCAAAUGUUGUUAAGGGGCGAGUUGCUAAUUAUAACAAAGGUUUUUCAAUAAGAAAAGCAUUACUAGGCGACUCAGCAACAGUGCGAUGUGAAAUUCCCCUCAACAGAUAUCCUUUCUUUGAGGCAUUAGAAAACAAACUUCUUCCAAAUACAAAAAUUGAAUUAAAUAUUGAAAUAGAAUCAGAUGGUAAUCUUAUCUGGCAAGCUGGUGGAAAUGAAUGUAGAGUUAUACUAACAAGAUUUCAACUAUUUGUUCCAAGAAUAACAUUUAACUCAAAAGGACAAGAAAUAUACCUGAAAAAUUAUCUCAAACCCUACAAAUGGGUUUACCUAAAUGAAAUAGUAGAGCGAUCAAAUAACUCUCAACAGCAAACAGGUCAUUUCAGAAUUACAAAUGCUAUAUCAAAACCUCGCCAUGUCUUUGUUUUUGCGAUUAACACAGCUAAUAUUAGUUCUCAAACAGCAAAUCCAUUCCUUUACAACACUUUUAAUUUACCAAACAAUGCUAAUAUAUCUCGAUGUUAUCUUGAGGUUGGAAAUGGAAAUGAAUACCCUGAUAUUCACUUUAAACCAGCUACAGAUCCAGCAAGAGUUUUUAGAAAUGUAAUGUCAUACGUAUAUGCAAAUAAUGACUUUCAAGGUGGAACAUUACUUAAUAGAAGUAAUUUUGAAAAUUUAUUUCCUUUUGUUUAUUUUGAUCUUACAAAACAAAAAAUGGAUAUCAAAGACGGGGUUACAAAACUUGCAUUUCAUUAUGAGUUAUCUGCUAAUCCAAAUGCCGAUUAUAAUAUUUACGCUCUUGUACUUCAUGAGCGAGAGGCAGAAAUAGAACAGCAAGGAGGAAAACUAUUGCUUAGAGCUUAAAUCUAAAUUUUAUACGAUAUCUUAUGAUUACACAGAAUUUUAUACAAGUUGUUAUGAUUACACAACAUUUUCUACAAGUUGUUAUGAUUACACAACAUUUUCUACAGCUUGAAGAAAAUGUUGUGUAAUCAUUUGAUUGGUUGAAAAAAUCACACGAUAAUCUCGUGAUAUAAAACAAUAACCUUCUAGAAGGUACUAAUGAGAUUAUAAUUAGAUUUUUAAAAUAAAAUCUAAUUAUAUCACACCUAGAACAUUCAAACUAAUUAAAAAACUUAACCUCCAACCGAGAGAAAAAAAAUACAAUUAACCCAAACCAAAGAAGAAAAGAUUAAGUGAUGAGAUUGAAUUUAAUAUAAAUAUUAUAAUAAAAAAUGACUACUUAUAUAGAAUACGGAGUAACACUUACAGAUGGACAAAAGUCAAAACUGGCUUCUGCGAUAAUAAAUCAAUCACCACUAACUCUUGGAUUAAAACAUUCUCAUCUUCAAGGUUCUGAUGAGUUAAUGUUGACAAAAAGACAAAUUAAUAAAAUAAAAAAAUCACUGGCAAAUGGAACAGGAUCAGAUAUAAAGAUAAGUAAAACACAGAUUAGACGUUCUGUAAAACAUGGUGGAAACUUAUUUUCAUCACUCGCAUCUCUCAGAGCAAAAGUUCUUCCUUACGCAAUAAAAGGAAUUUCAAAAGCUGUUCCUGCAUUAGUAACUGGUGCUGCUACUGCACUCGGAGAAAUUGGAUUAAAUAAAAUAUUUGGGAAAGGAAUCACAAUUCCCCCACAGUUUUUCCCAAUGCUACCACCUCUUGUAAGAGAAUUUACCAAAUCACAAAUAAACCAAAUUAACAAAGCUUAUCAAACAGGUGGUCAAUUAGUUAUAAAACCAACUCGUAAAUAGAUAGAAGGAGGAUUUCUUGGAACUCUUGCAUUUAUUGGUAUUCCAAUGGCAAUUAGUUUAGUAUCUAAGAUGUUUGGUGGGGGGCUUCAAGUUGAUAGACGUGGGUCAUCUAAUACAGCAAAUGUUUACGUUCCACCCACAGAUGGAGGAGGUUAUCCUUAUCGCUCACCACCCUUUAUUGGUACAUGGGAAAACCCAAUAGGAACGGGAGUUAAAAAAAAAAGUCCAAAGGGUCUACUAUUAGGAAAAAACAGCCCAUUCAACUCAAUUCCCAUUCUCGGCACCAUUUUGUAAUUAAACCUCUAUCUAACUAUGACCUCAUGGAAUGGGUAAAAAGACUUGGUGUUAAACAUUUCAGAGGAAUAUAUAGUCGUGAUGGUCUACCAAAAAAAAUCAAAAAAGAAUGUGGAAUAAUCAAUCUAGAUGAUAUAACAGGGCCUGGAACACACUGGGUUUGUUAUAGAAAUAUAGAUUCGGUAGUCGAAUAUUUCGAUCCUUUUGGUUUGAUAAUGCCAAAUGAAGCAUUAGAGUAUUUUAAUACUUCUGGAAAACGUAUUGUUUACUCGAUAGAUGAAAUACAAAAUCGCAGUACUGUUCUCUGUGGUUAUUGGUGUUUAUAUUAUUUAUUCGAGCGACAACAAGGUAAAAGUAUUCUAGAUGUAAUACAUAACCCUCAUUUUGAUAAUGACAACAGCGAUUUUAUAAAGUCAUACUUUGGAGGAUAUAUUUUUUAA